UCUACUGGCGAAUGUGGUGUGUUUACUUUAGACUUUGUUUUUGUUUAUAAAUAAAAUGUGAGAGGGUUUAAUGUUUCUGUUUCAAGUGACUGUAAUCAAGGUUAAUUCUAGUGAUACUCUUACAAUUUAAUUAUUAAUUUAUAAUUUGAGUUUAUGAGAGUUUUGUUAAUUUGAUUUUUGAGUCUAUUGUAAUAAAAUCAAUAUAUCUCAGAUUUCAUAAUGUUUGGAACACCACAAACCUCAACCACAAGCCCAUUUAAUUCACCCUCAACCUCUCAGACUACAUUUGGCUUUGGUACUCCAGCCAACAGAAUGCAAUCAACUUUUGGUCAACCUGCUGCAUUUACAGCCAAUAGAACAGCCCCAGCCACAGGAUUCGGUGUUGGUGCUACUACUAGUACUGGUUUAUUUGGUUCGCAAACAUCUACAACACCAUUCUUUGGUUCACCAUCGACAACACAACAAACAACACCAUUUGGAGCUACUUCUACUGCUGCUUCUCCUUUUGGUGGUGGUGCUGCUACAACAUCACUUUUCGGUGGAACAAAUACCGCUCAAACAAGCACACAAUCUCUGUUUGGUCAAAACACAUUCUCAGCUACAACUCCUUUUAGUGGAGCUACUGCUACUAAUACAAUGCAAGCUCCUGGUACUACUAUCAAAUUUAAUCCAUUAAUUGGAAGUGAUACAAUGUUGAAGAACAAUAUCAACACUACUAUCAGUACUCGACAUCAAUGUAUCACUGCCAUGAAAGAGUAUGAAACAAAAUCAAUGGAAGAGUUACGUUGGGAAGAUUAUCAAGCUAAUCGUAAAGGUCCACAAGCUCAAGGAGCUAUGUUUGGUCAAACGGCUACUACUGAAUCUUUGUUUGGUGCUACACAACAGCAACAGCAACAGCAGCAACAACAAAGUGCCACUACUGCUCCAUUUAGCUCUGGUACAAACUCAAUAUUUGGUAAACCAACAUUUGGUACAUCAACAUCACUCUUUAAUGCACCAACUUUCGGUACACAACAAGCAAAGCCUGCAUUUGGAACUGCACCAACCACAACAACAUUUUCUUUUGGACCUGUAAACCAACAACCUGCAACCGUAACCUCUGGAGGAUCCUUAUUCAAUCCAACUCCAUCAUUUACUCCAAGUACCAAUUUCUUUCAACCUCCAGCUACAAAUACACAAACCAAGUCAUUAUUUGGUACCUCAACUACUACAGCUACUCCUUCGUUAUUUGGUGCACAAGCUACAACAACAACUCCAUCAUUAUUCGGAGCUAAUGUUUCUACUACUGCUGCAAAACCUGGAUUUGGAUUACCAACCACAGGUACUAAUACUUUUGGAACUACAGCACCCUUUGGUCAAAACACUUUCAUGUUUAACUCUAAUCCGGCAACAACAACUGCAUCUUUAUUUUCGUCUAACUUGUCAACAACAGUUUCUACCGCCAAUACGAACGCAAUGAAUAAGCCAGCAAACCUAUUCAAUUUCUCAAGCAAUCCUAUUACUACACCCACGUUCAAUCCAACCAACCCUACCAUGACCAAUUUCAACACUGGCAAUGUUUUCAAUUCAGGGACCAAUUUCUUUGGAACAUCAGGUACUACUGGGUCCUUAUUUUCAAAUCCACUGCAACCAGGCCAGACCCAAGUUCCGCCAAUGUCUCUCCAGCAAAGCUUGACACAAAACAUGCCUACUUCUGAGCUUCUUCUGAGUCGCUUACAGCAUAUGCCUUAUGGAGAUUCACCAAUUUCUCAGAAUUUAUUGAACGCAGCUCAUUCUCAACCAGUCAAGUUUUCAACGGACUCAAAAACAUUGUACCAAUACAAAGUUAGUCUUCGGACUACUAGUGCUCCAAAGUUACCUCGAAACGUGAGUGCAUCCCAAGUCAAUUCAUCAUUUUUAUUCGAUGAUUUAGAGGAUGAAAAGUCAGAAGAAGAACCUAAAUCAGCUUUGGAUUUAUUUGCACCUCGCAGAAAUAUCAAAAGAUUAGUUCUCAAGCCUAAAGAUUCAUCUUUAAAUGCAUCAAUUACCGAUUCACCAACUCUAUCGUUUGCGCAAAGACCAAUUUCAAGUGCAUCCAAAGAAAAUGUUGCUGAAAAUACUGUUUCUGAACUUUUCUCUAUCAAUCAAAAUAAUGCUACCAAUGCAUCAAACACAACCACAACCAUCACCGCCAGCAACACCAACAAUAAUAGUAAUCAUGGCACUCCACGUAAUUCAGUUACUUUCGGUGAAACAUCAAUAAUGGGUGACAAUCUUAAUAAUUCUAGUUUGCUUGGUGUUGGGGAUUCAAAUGAUGAAAGUAGCUUGAUUUGUCCAUCUACACCUCCACCACCAUUAAAAUGUGGAUUAAAACUGACAAAAUUAGAUUAUUAUACUAAACCUGCGUAUAAAGAUCUUGAUAAAUAUUACAAUUCAUCAAAUGAUACCUGUCCAGUUCCUAGUUUUAUUAUUGGCCGUGAAGGAUAUGGUGAAAUUUAUUGGGAAGAUCCAUUGGAUGUUAAAGGUUUAAAUCUUGAUGAGAUUGUUCAUAUAAGAAGAAAAGAAGUAAUUGUUUAUCCUGAUGAUGAUUGUAAACCUGAGAUUGGUGAAGGACUUAAUAGACCAGCUCAAAUAACUUUACAUCAAGUUUGGCCAGUGGAUAAAACAACUCAUGAAAUAAUUAAAGAUAUUGAUCGACUACGAACAAUGAAAUAUACUGAAAAAAUUGAAGCCGCAACAAACAAAUUAGGAGCGACUUUUAAGGAAUAUAGACCUGAAACUGGAUCAUGGGUCUUUUGCGUUAAACACUUUUCAUCCUAUGAGUUGGUUAAUGAAUGAAUGAAUGGAUCAAGCAAGGCUGAAAACAAUGAGAAACCUUAUUUAUCGGGAAAUGCAUCUUUAUUAAAUUCACUCAUCAAUAAUCUAGAUAGCUCUAAUCUUUUGGUUGAUCUCUCUUGUAUCUGUCCAGAUUGACAAAUCGAUUCAAGUUGUGAGGAAUGUUUUUACAUUUCAUUAAAAAUUCAUUCAAUUGAAUUAUAAUACCAUGUACGUAUGUUUUAAUAUUAGGAUUUGGCUAUUGUCUACUGAGAGCUCACCAAUCGAUAUAAAUUGUUUAAUUUGUCCUUUAUUAGUUUCAUUACACUUUUCUUAUAUCAUGCAUGUUCUGCGUUUAUCUCCAUCUGUCGUUAUUUAAUCAACAAAUUGUCAAUUUUAUCUGUCUCUAUUCUUUACCGACUGCAAUCCUUCGCAUGCAAACCAGGUUAAUGACUUCUUAAUCAAUAUCAAUGAAUCCAAGUUUUCUAUUCAACUUGAUUAGUUCAUUCAAAUUUAUCCAUUUCGUAAGAGAGAUCAUCUUUUUCAACGAAAAUGAAAGAUUGUUCAAAAAGACUUCGACCUUUGCAAUUAUCGCUAAUUUGAUUUUUAUUUAUCAAUCUUUUCUUUAUUCAGAAAAAAAUUCAUGCAAAUAAACACUUAUAUGUAAUUCUAAUAUUUAA
Messenger RNA from Tetranychus urticae (two-spotted spider mite), 3473 nucleotides. Its product is annotated as nuclear pore complex protein Nup98-Nup96. Gene Ontology annotation, cellular component: nuclear pore cytoplasmic filaments; nuclear pore. Gene Ontology annotation, molecular function: RNA binding; structural constituent of nuclear pore. Gene Ontology annotation, biological process: protein import into nucleus; telomere tethering at nuclear periphery; RNA export from nucleus. The record is from RefSeq and is a predicted model, not a curated record. NCBI's taxonomy places the organism in Eukaryota, Metazoa, Arthropoda, Arachnida, Trombidiformes, Tetranychidae.